Messenger RNA from Saccostrea cuccullata (small rock oyster), 1241 nucleotides. RefSeq lists its product as uncharacterized. The coding region runs from base 321 to 1229 and encodes 302 amino acids. The record is from RefSeq and is a predicted model, not a curated record. The transcript is spliced from 2 exons. Lineage: Eukaryota; Metazoa; Mollusca; Bivalvia; Ostreida; Ostreidae.
CUUUUUGUCAUUUCAUAUAAGAAUGGAAUAGGGCUGAAACAUGUCAGUUUAACACAAUGUCAAAAUGAAGCAAAGCUUGGGACUUCUCUGUUUCAUAAUAACACAGUUCAACAAGAUCAAUUUCUUCUAGACAACAAUCUUAAAAGAGAACUUUUACAAAGACAUUACAGCAGUUGACAAGUUAUGAGAGGAAGAUGUAAAUACGGCCCUAAUUAAUUAUGCUGAAGGUCCAUUCAUUUUAAGUGUACAAAGGAAAUUCAGAUCAAGUGCUUAUUUACCACAAAGAGAUUAGAAGUAAAGAGAUUACGUAAAAGAUUAAAAUGUUUGAUAGAAAUUUUUUGGUGCUAAGGGUGUUUUUGUUUCUGACAAUUCUUCUGAUCAAGACCUCGAAUUGUCAAAAGCUGUGGAAUUCCGGGACAGAGGGGAGCCUGACUACAAAUGUUGAUUUCCCACGCAGAGCGCUAGAACCUGGAGGAGGGAUGAGCCAUUCCGUGGACCACAAUUCGGAAUCCGAUUAUACCACAACGCCAGAUACGAGACACAACGUUUUUACCACAUCUGCACAUUUGGGACAUAGUCGAAGGCAUUAUUCUAUUUACCCGUUUUCUGGGUCUCGGAAUAAAAAUCCAGACGUUGUAGUUGCUAAUCUCCCUUCGUCGUCCAGAAGGUCUUCACAACCAAAACAUGCAGGAAUCCUCAAUCAGUCCAACAUCAACUCUAGUCACCAGAGACCAAGACUUCCAGGUAACAAAAGUACAAAUGGCAGAUGGGUGGUGAUAAAUCAAGGGGGCCAAAUACAACCCAAGAAAAAUGACGGGAUUAGUAAAAAUGUCAAUCAAUUCUUUAGACACAAUCGGAAUAGUGUGACAAUGAUCAAGCCUUUCCAAAGGGGAUUUUUAAGAAAACAAAAUCAGCCACCAAGAACAUUGAACAACAUGCACGUACAUGUACAAGCACCAAGUCCUUACAAGAACAUUAACAACAUACAGCAAAGAAGCAAUUCCCAAAAUAAUGGCUUUCAUUCCAGUGGACGAAUACAAAAUGUGAUUGCUCCAUAUGAUAAGAUACAGUCCGGCUUGACAAGUAUUAAAAAGGAGGUCCACAUUCAGCGAGGAAUGAUCGCACUUCUGCAAAAUUCUGUACUCAAAAUGAAGCAUAUAUUUUCUUCGAUGCAAGAAGAUAUACAAAAAGUGGCUCACUCUAUUGAUGUUUUGGUGAAAAUGCAAUAAUUAAGAUCUGAU